Molecule: messenger RNA, 1855 nt
Organism: Oreochromis aureus
Lineage: Eukaryota; Metazoa; Chordata; Actinopteri; Cichliformes; Cichlidae
Product: SLAM family member 9-like
Exons: 2
Coding region: 322-1113 (263 amino acids)
Source: RefSeq, a predicted model, not a curated record
UAACAGCAGAAAUGUUCUGGUUUGUGUCCUGAUGCUGCUUUUCAACAAUUUAGCAGCAGGUCUUUAAUAACAGGACUGUUACAGGUCAGUUGGCAGAUAUCGACCAUCGGGGCUGACUGAGGAGACAGGCUGUCAUGUGACGCCCCUGGAUGCUGCGUCAGAACGACCAUAAAGGGCUGCAAAGCUGUUUUAGGACAGACUUCCUUGUUUCAAACGACUAAUGAUAAAGUUCACCACAUCUACCAAAGGAAACCACAGACGGCACAAAAAUAAAGACACUUGCACAGACCUGUCACUUCAGAUCUGUGUUGAUCUGUGAACAUGGAGACAUCUGCUGGUUUCUGGCUCCUCGCAGUGCUGCUGUUAGUCGGCUUCACUCAGGCCCAGACUGUGGAGAAGUACUUCAAGGUUGGUGGCACACUUCAGCUCAGCCCUCAGCCGGUCUCUGGAGCGAUCACCAGCAUCGUGUGGAAAUAUGACAAAAUGCUGCUGGCUGAGUGGGUGAAAGGCUCGAUUGAUCUGACAUAUUACAGCAAAUUUAAAGGCCGAACAAAUCUGAACACUGACACAGGUGUGUUGGAGAUCAGGGACAUGACUGCGACGGACACUGGACUGUAUUCAGUGGAGAUCAACAACCAGGUCCAGAGUCGGCUUUAUCAGACUGUGGAGGUCGAAGCAGUGCCCCAGCCUGAGGUGAUUCUGCAGCCGCUGGCGUGUGAUCGAUCGUCGACAUGUGGACUGAAAUGUUACGGAGACAUUACAAAUGCCGGGCCUGUCACCUACUCCUGGAAGAAGGACGGCGGAGAGUGGGAAGACGGACAAGACAGAAGGGAUCUCAGCAAACUGGAAAAGGACAGCGUGAAAACUUUCACCUGCAGGAUGAAAAACCCAGUGAGCCAGAAAGAGAGCGAAGCCUUCAAAAAUCCCUUCCACCAAAGAAAACCAGCAAACAGUGACGAUCUGCACUGUGGACUCUGGGUCAUAACUUUAGGUGCUGUGAUGAGAUCUCUGGCGAUCCUCGCACUCUUUGUGGUGGUUGUCUACUUUCUGUGUCAGAAACUACAGACUGGCUGUAAAUGCAGAAAAAGUGAUGAUGAUGAUCCUGCAGUUUAAAGUGAACUGUCACCUUUGAUUUCCUGAUGAAGAGUAAAGCACAUCAGCUCUACUGAGAGGGAAGUUCAUGUUUAGCUUUGUUAAACUGCUCUGCUUCAUUUCUACAGUAAAUAUUAUUUAGCAUACAGUUAUGGUCAGCCAUGUUUGUAGUUUUCUUUGGUUCAUUUCUUGUAUUUUUAGAAUUUUUGGUUGUUCUCUGUCUUUGUUUCUUUUGUUGUCUUAUUUUGGUAAUCAGUUUUUUUUCGCUUCCUGUCUUUAUCUAUUUUUACUUCUGUCAGUUAGUUUUGCUUCUUUAUUUCUGUGUAUUUAUACUUCUUAAUGUAUUUCUCUUGGUAUUCGUGUGUUUCCCACAUAUGCCCGUCAUUCCUGCCCUCUUAUUUAUCUCGUCAGGAUUCUGGGCUUUUCCUGUUUUUUGCUUUAAGAACUAAAAGCUCUGCUUUGGUUCAUCAUCCCCGUCUCACUGCUCCUGCAUUUUAAACACUGUGACGAGGCAGAAAAAGGUGGAAAUAUUCAGAUGUUGUGUGCUCAGCCUGCACGAGCAUCAGUUUUCAUUCUGCAGACAGAGGUAGAUAUUAUUCCAGCAGAGCUGAGAUGAUGAUGAUGAUGAUGAAAUGUUUUGUCCUGCAGUUGUGACACAUGUUGAUUGUACAGUGGAGGCUUUGCUGCUUGGCUGGUGAUCACACCGUCACAUUAUCUCUGUUAUGUGAGCUGUUCUGUAAUAAAUGUGUUUAUUUGUCUCUGU